Helobdella robusta is the source of this 489-nucleotide messenger RNA. RefSeq lists its product as hypothetical. The record is from RefSeq and is a predicted model, not a curated record. The transcript has 5 exons. Bases 1 to 489 code for a protein of 162 amino acids. Lineage: Eukaryota; Metazoa; Annelida; Clitellata; Rhynchobdellida; Glossiphoniidae.
AUGGCGCAUUAUGAACUGCCAAAGCAGAUAGAUGGCCACAACUGUGGAAUUUUUAUCUACAUGGUCGUUAAAUACACGUUAGAUAAAAGCAAACCAAUUGGAAACGAAUUUGAUCCAAUAAGAUGUAGAUUAAAAAUAUUUGAUGAUUCAAAUGGAGGCAUAAGUCCAUUGUUAAAAGCUCAGCGUAAUCGACAAAUUUUUACUGUUAAUUUGGAACAAGAAAUAGCGAAAGGUAUAGGCAGAGAAGAGUUACUUAAGAUUGACUUAUUCUGGAAGAAUAAAUGCUUUUUAGGGUUAACUGAAAAUGGUCCCAAAGGCAACGAUGAAUCUUUACAAAACCUAAAGAGCAUAAUAACAAGUAACUACAAUGCUUUAGAAAGAAAAGAGAAAAGUAUGGUUAACGCGUUCAAUCGAAUUUUUGAGAAUGUGCACAAAACGGGAGAUAGUUUUGUUAUAUAUGAUAUUUUUGGGAAUAAAAUUGUCUAUUAG